CUCCUCCACUGAAUAGGAAACACACAUGAUUGCACCCAACAAACCAAUCCUUUCAUAUUAUUCUUCCCUCCCCUGUUCUGAAACAGAGUCACCUAUUUAUCUUCCCUUCUUCAUCUCUCCCCCUCCAUCACAUAUAAAGCUCUCCACUUUUCACACAUUUACACACUUCUCUCAAAUGGGUACCUCCUCUUCUACAGCCACCUCCCUCCAUGGCUUCUAUCAGUUCAUCUCCCAUGAGCUCGACGACCUCGACGCCGCGUUCGUCUCCUCCGACUUCAUGUCUCUUCACUUUCUUCAAAAAGUCCUCUCUUUUCUUAGAACCCUCCACUCUCAGCUCAUCCAACUUGGCCAACGCCUCCACCUCCCCGUUGGUGGUAAGUGGCUUGAUGAGUAUAUGGAUGAAAGCUCCCGCAUAUGGGAAGCUUGCCAAGUCCUCAAAUCUGGAAUCUCAAGCUUGGAGAUUUUUCAUGAGGAAGCUUUUGCUAUAACUUCUUCUUUGCAGGAUCCUCAUUUUCUUCGUGUAAACGCUCGGGCUUCUCAAAGGAUUCUUCGUUCAAUUACUGAUUUCGAGAGGAAUGUUUUUGGGUUAGAAGAGGAAAAUAGAAGCUUGAUGUAUACAAGAAUUCAUCCAUUAUCACUGUUCUGUUUCAACAGCAGAGGCAGCGGCGGCACGUCAACCGGAAUUGGAUCAACGUUGAAAUUGAAUGCUUUCAAUGGAUUCAGAGGGGUUCUUCAUGCAGUGAAGAGCAUCAGCUCAUUACUUCUAAUGAUUCUUCUGUGUGCUCUUGUGUAUUGUUGGCCAGAAUCAAGCUUCCAUGAAAGUUGUGAGAUUGAGAAUGAAGAAGAUCACCAUUUAAGGACCAUGUUCAGCUCGAGCUUCAUAGCAUCAAUGGCAAGAUUGAGACAGAGAGUGGCAAAUGAAAUAGACAGAGUAGAUGGGCAGUCAGUGGGGAUCUUGCUGUUUGAAUUCAGGGAAGCAAAGGCAGCCAUGGAAGGCCUGAAAGUGGAGCUCGAGAGGGGUAUGGAGGAAGAAGAAGAAGAAGGAGAUGAAAUUGAAGAAAAAGUUGAGAGAUUGAAUGGUUGGUUUGGGACAUUGAGAAAUGGAGUGGACGCCAUUGUUGGGCAGCUUGAUGACUUCCUUGAUGAGAUUGUUGAGGGAAGACAGAAGCUUUUGGACAUGUGUACUACUAACAGGUAGAGAAGGGGGAAAAGGAGGAUCUGGGUAUGCUUCAAAAUGCAAAAUUUGAGAAGAAAUAGUGAAGAUUUUUGGAAGAUAAGAGAUGUUGUGUAAUUUUUACUUAGUGUUUUUUCAUUUUUGAUUUGGAAUCACAUUGUUUAUAGAAAGGUUGUGAUGAUGUUGCAGCCUAUGAUAGCUUAAAAGGAAGAAAAUUCAGGAGGAGAGAGAGAGAGGGAGAGAGAGAGAGAAGCAUUGAUUCUGAAAUUGCUUUGAAGAAAAGCAGCAAAAUAGAGAGAGAGAGAGAGAGAGAGGAGAGAGAGAGGAUUUUGGCAGUGAAGAAAGGAAAGAUUCUUGUGGCAUUUUAUAAGCACACCACAGAGCCACACUAAUAUUAUUCCAAACAAAUCCAAAGGUCAAUUAUACUCAAUACAUAAACAAUUUUGUACUCUAAUUAAAGUAUCAAUGUGAUUUGAUUUUUUUU
This is a messenger RNA of Cucurbita pepo subsp. pepo (vegetable marrow), 1658 nucleotides long. RefSeq lists its product as uncharacterized. NCBI's taxonomy places the organism in Eukaryota, Viridiplantae, Streptophyta, Magnoliopsida, Cucurbitales, Cucurbitaceae. The record is from RefSeq and is a predicted model, not a curated record.